ACGAGGGUCGAGUUCUCGUCACUCACCUACUCACUCUCCAGCCAGAGAAGAAAACAACAGCAAGCCUUCAAGAUGAUGUCUUCUUCUUCCACCCGCUCCUUCAUGUCCACAGCAGGAUCCACCAGACGUGCUGGAAGUGUGUACGGCGGUGCCGGAGGAUCCGGGGUCCGCAUCUCUAGCGCCUCUGCUUCUCGUUCCUUUUCUUCUGCUGGUGGAGCAGGCUAUGGUGGUGGCUUUAACUUGGCUGAUGCUGUUGAUGUGUCUACAAAUGAAAAAGCCACCAUGCAAAAUCUCAAUGACCGCCUGGCCUCUUACCUGGAGAAGGUGCGAUCCCUUGAGAAGGCCAACGCUGACCUUGAGUUGAAGAUCCACCAGUUCCUGGACAGCAAGACUGCCCCAACCUCUCGGGAUUACAGCGCCUAUUACGCCACUAUCAGUGAUCUCCAGACCAAGAUUCAGCACGCCACUGGUGUUAAUGGAGGAAUCUACCUCAGCAUUGACAACGCCAAGCUGGCUGCAGAUGACUUCAGAAUGAAAUAUGAGAACGAGCUUACCAUGAGACAAUCAGUGGAGGCAGACAUUGCUGGUUUGAGGAGAGUGCUGGAUGAGCUGACAAUGUCCAGAUCCGAUCUGGAGAUGCAGGUUGAGGGUCUUAAAGAAGAGCUGAUCUUCCUCAAGAAGAACCAUGAAGAGGAACUCUUGGCAGCACGCUCUCAUAUGAGUGGACAGGUCAAUGUAGAGGUUGACGCCGCACCGCAGGAAGACCUCACGAAGAUCAUGGCGGAAAUCCGCGAACAUUACGAGGCCGUCGCUGCUAAGAACCGCAAAGAACUUGACGCUUGGUUCCAGACCAAGACCGAAACACUUCACAAAGAAGUCACUGUGAGCACAGAAACACUGCAGACAUCCAGAUCGGAAAUCACAGAGAUUAAACGCACACUCCAGAGUCUUGAAAUCGAACUGCAAUCACAACUCAGUCUGAAAGCGUCUUUGGAAGCCACUCUGGCAGACACACAGAACCGCUUCGCCGCCAUAUUGUCCGGCUACCAGAGUCAGGUGACCGCCAUGGAACAGCAGCUGAUGCAGCUUCGUGCAGAUCUGGAGCGUCAAAGUCAGGAGUACCAGAUGCUUCUGGACAUCAAGACCAGACUGGAGAUGGAGAUCGCAGAAUACAGAAGACUGCUGGAUGGAGAGUCUGUGAGUGUCUCAACCACAAGCAAAACCUCGACACGUAAAGUGGUGACCAUUGUGGAGGAGGUGGUGGAUGGCAAAGUGGUGAGCUCAUCUUCUCAGGCCGUUAGCGAGACCAAGACGAGCUAAAACACUCUUGAGCUAAAACAUCCUACUGUGGGAUCUCAACAAAGUGAACCAAUAAACUGGCCCAAAUGUGAAUCUUUGUCUUGUCGUCGUU
Molecule: messenger RNA, 1411 nt
Organism: Triplophysa rosa
Lineage: Eukaryota; Metazoa; Chordata; Actinopteri; Cypriniformes; Nemacheilidae
Product: keratin, type I cytoskeletal 13-like
Exons: 7
Coding region: 73-1320 (415 amino acids)
Molecular function (GO): structural molecule activity
Source: RefSeq, a predicted model, not a curated record